Diplodia corticola is the source of this 1722-nucleotide messenger RNA. Its product is annotated as gamma-butyrobetaine dioxygenase. Lineage: Eukaryota; Fungi; Ascomycota; Dothideomycetes; Botryosphaeriales; Botryosphaeriaceae. Bases 1 to 1722 code for a protein of 573 amino acids. The record is from RefSeq and is a predicted model, not a curated record. Gene Ontology annotation, cellular component: mitochondrion. Gene Ontology annotation, biological process: carnitine biosynthetic process. Gene Ontology annotation, molecular function: oxidoreductase activity. The transcript has a single exon.
AUGCUACGCCGGCUGUGCUCCGAAUCCGGUAGACCUCGGCAUGUCACUGCAGGGUUGCUGACACGCAGACGCUGUGUCCAACAUGAUGCAUUUUCGUCCGGUAUUUCGCGGCCUGAGAAGCAGCUCUGUGGUCCUGCUCCGUCUUUUGUCCCAAGGAGGAAUGCUGUCCGGGUCAACGCCGUCCGCCACGUGAGCAGCAACGCCCUGCGCCAAGAGAUUGAGGAAGAUGCAAACAAGACCGCCACCGGCCAUGGCCUGCCUUCCAGUCUGGAGCACGACCUUGAUGCCCUGCGAUCCGGAAAGCACGUUGUAGAGGAGACGGUCCAGCUCGGCAAUCGAGAGAAGCUCCAUCGCGCAGAGGCAUCCGAGACGGUCGAGUUUGGCGUGCCCGUAGGGAGUUCCGGAUUGACCUACCCGGCCAAGAUGAACGCCGUCUUCGCGCGAGACAGCUGCACGUGUCCCCUGUGCGUCGACCCGUCCAGCAAGCAGAAGCAGUUCCAGACGUCGGACAUCCCGACCGACAUCAAAGCCACGUCAACCCUGGAUCCCGACAAGCAGACACUGGACAUCACCUGGACCAACGACAUCCCAGGCUUCCCCAAGGACCACGUCACCCGCUUCGACCUGAAGCCCGCUUCCGUGACGUGCAGGGACUCGGUCUACCAUCCCCUGGAGCCGAAGAACCGGCUCGUCUGGGACGGCAAGACCAUCGCCGAGAAGAACAAAUGGAUCCCGUACGACCGCUACAUGAAGGACGACUCGGUCCUCCACGAAGCCCUCGAGCAGCUCGGCCGGUACGGGCUCGUCUUCCUGACCGACGUGCCCGACAGCGAGAAAUCCGUCGAGCACAUCGUCCACCGCAUCGGCAUCCUCAAAGACACCUUCUACGGCCGCACCUGGGACGUCAAGUCCAUCCCCAACGCCAAAAACAUCGCCUACACGCACCAAUACCUCGGCCUGCACAUGGACCUCAUGUACGUCACCAACCCCCCGCACCUGCAGCUCCUGCACUCGCUGCGCGCCCGCUCCCCCGGCGGCGCCUCCCUCUUCUCCGACUCGCUCCACGCCGCCUUCACGCUCGAGCGCACCGACCGCGCCGCCUUCGACGUCCUGGCCUCCGUCCCCGUCCCCUUCCACUACAAAAACGACAACCAAUCCUACGCCAAGUGGCGCCCGACCAUCGAGCUCGCCACCGGCCCGCAGCCCGCCAGCCUCGCCCCCAACCCCGCCCACGCCGUCGUCAGCGCCUCGCCCGCCGACCCCGUCCUCGGCACCUCGCUCGCCGGCCGCGAGAUCCUCGAGGGCGUCCCCCCGCCCCCGCGCAUCAAAUGCAUCAACUACUCGCCGCCCUUCCAGGCGCCGCCCUCGCCCGCCGCCCUCGCCGACCUCGGCCUCGCGGGCCUCGUGCCGUUCGCGCCCGCCGAACGCUCCUUCGCGGCGCUGCACGCGGCGCUGCGCAAGUUCGCCGCCCUGGUCGAGCGGCCCGACGCGUUGUUCGAGCACAGGCUGGAGGAGGGGCAGUGCGUCGUGUUCGACAACAGGCGCGUGUUGCAUGCGCGGAGGGCGUUCGAUGCGAGCGAGGGCGAGCGGUGGCUGAAGGGCGCGUAUGUGGAUGACGAUGUGUUUUUUAGCCGGUGGAGGGUCUUGGCGGAGAGGGCGGCGGGGAGGGAGGGCGAGGGGGCUAGGGUGUGGGAGAGGUUGUAUGGGGAGGGGAAGGUGUGA